GGCGCGGGGCGCGGGGCCCAGGGAGGGGCUGCGUCCGCGGCCGGCCGGCCCGUACUGCGCCUGCGCGGGCCGAGGGCGGCGGCUCGGGCUGCUGGUCGGCGCUGUCCGCCCGUGCGCCCCGGCGAGAAGGCGGCUGAGAAAUGGAGGGGAAAAUGAAGUAUUAAAAGUGGCAGCUAUGCGGCAGAUCCUAAGAGAACCAUGGCAACACCAGGUGACUGCCCCCGAGAUGAACCGCAGGAGGGAGAAGAUCACGUGGAGUGCGGUGACCAGGAGCAUCUCCAGGAGCUUGUGCACCCGGAAGAGUUUGUGGCCAUCGCAGACUACUCUGCCACUGACCAGACGCAGCUCAGUUUUUUAAGGGGAGAAAAAAUUCUCAUCCUGAGACAGACAACUGCUGACUGGUGGUGGGGCGAGCGUGCCGGCUGCUGUGGGUACAUACCUGCAAACCACCUUGGGAAGCACCUGGAGGAGUGUGACCCUGAAGACACGUGGCAGGAUGAAGAGUACUUCGGCAGCUACGGGACCCUGAAACUUCACUUGGAGAUGUUGGCAGACCAGCCGCGAACUACUAAAUACCACCAUGUUAUCCUGCAGAAUAAAGAGUCCCUGAAAGAUAAAGUGAUCCUGGACGUCGGCUGUGGGACUGGGAUCAUCAGCCUGUUUUGCGCACAUUAUGCGCAGCCCAAAGCAGUGUAUGCGGUGGAGGCCAGUGAGAUGGCCCAGCACACAGGGCAGCUGGUCAUGCAGAAUGGCUUUGCCGACAUCAUCACUGUGUUCCAGCAGAAGGUGGAGGAUGUGGUGCUGCCGGAGAAGGUGGACGUGCUGGUGUCCGAGUGGAUGGGGACCUGUCUGCUGUUUGAGUUCAUGAUUGAGUCGAUCCUGUAUGCCCGGGACGUGUGGCUGAAGGAGGACGGCAUCAUCUGGCCAACCACGGCCGCCCUGCACCUGGUGCCCUGCAGCGCCGACCGGGACUACCGCAGCAAGGUCCUGUUCUGGGACAACGCCUACGAGUUCAACCUCAGCGCCCUCAAAUCUUUAGCGAUUAAGGAGUUUUUUUCGAAGCCCAAGUACAACCACAUUUUGAAGCCAGAAGACUGUCUGUCUGAACCGUGCACCAUCCUGCAGCUGGACAUGAGAACCGUGCAGAUCGCUGACCUGGAGACCAUGAAAGGCGAGCUGCACUUUGAGAUCAGGAAGGCCGGCACGCUGCAUGGAUUCACGGCCUGGUUCAGUGUCCGGUUCCAGAGCCUGGAGGAGGACGAGCCGCAGCUGGUGCUGAGCACAGGCCCAUUUCACCCAACCACCCACUGGAAGCAGGUGCUGUUUAUGAUGGACGAGCCCGUGUCCGUGCUCUCGGGAGAUGUGGUCACAGGCUCGGUUGUGUUGCAGAGAAACCCUGUGUGGAGGAGGCACAUGUCCGUGGCGCUCAGCUGGUCCGUCACUUCCACACAAGACCCCACAUCGCAGAAAGUUGGAGAGAAGGUCUUUCCCAUCUGGAGAUGAUGGUCGAAGUUGUGGGAAGCAGGUGCUGCAGGAACGAGCCGGGCGGAGACGCGCUUGGAUGUGAGCCCGUGUUCCUGUGGCCCGCGAGCUCCCCUGCCCGGCGGCGGGACACCCGUGUGCGUGUGCGCUCCCUUCCUCGGGGCCUCCACAGGCGCCGCGUGGGGCUCGGCGGGGACCCGUCACCCCUGUCACUGCCCGUGUCUGUGCUCUAGAAGUAGGCUAUGUCCCCAGGUGUCCACAGUCUGGCUCGUGGCCGAGUCGGUGGCACCGUGUCCCUAAGCUAGGUCUAGAUCUCAACUCGUAGGGCACACGCGCAUCAACCUUGUACUCCUGUGAAAGUGGCUGUUCACGCAUCAUGUGUCAUGGUGUCCUUGCUGCCCGGGUCCCUCCCUGUCGUGCGAAGGUGGGCGCCCCAAAGCCGUGCAGGGCCUGGAGGCGGCGAUGCAUGUGACGGGACUCUGCAUGGAUAGUACAGUCGUAGAGAUGUCUUCCACGUAAAUUAUGUGUUGGCGCAUAGCACAUACUCAAUAAAUAUUUUUAAAGAAAUGA
Molecule: messenger RNA, 2052 nt
Organism: Canis lupus familiaris (dog)
Lineage: Eukaryota; Metazoa; Chordata; Mammalia; Carnivora; Canidae
Gene: PRMT2
Product: protein arginine methyltransferase 2
Exons: 11
Coding region: 199-1503 (434 amino acids)
Biological process (GO): peptidyl-arginine methylation
Cellular component (GO): nucleus
Molecular function (GO): protein binding; protein-arginine N-methyltransferase activity
Source: RefSeq, a predicted model, not a curated record